Molecule: messenger RNA, 785 nt
Organism: Aspergillus eucalypticola CBS 122712
Lineage: Eukaryota; Fungi; Ascomycota; Eurotiomycetes; Eurotiales; Aspergillaceae
Exons: 2
Biological process (GO): transmembrane transport; carbohydrate transport
Cellular component (GO): membrane
Molecular function (GO): carbohydrate:proton symporter activity
Source: RefSeq, a predicted model, not a curated record
GGUCUCAGCUGACCGGCAUGAAUGUGAUGAUGUACUACAUCACCUACCUCUUCUCCAUGGCUGGGUACACCGGUGACUCCACCCUCCUUGCCUCCUCCAUUGAGUACAUAAUUAAUGUGUUCAUGACCCUCCCGGCACUGAUCUGGAUGGACAAAUGGGGGCGUCGCAUGCCAUUGCUGGUUGGCGCAGCUCUGAUGGCCAUCUUGAUGUAUGCCAACGGUGCGAUCAUGGCGGUUCAUGGUACUGUGGUGCCUGGCGGCAUCAACGGUGUUGCGGCCGAGUCUAUGCGUCUUCACGGCGCUCCGGCCAAAGGUCUGAUUGCUUGCACAUACCUCUUUGUCGCGUCGUAUGCGCCUACCUGGGGUCCUGUGUCCUGGACCUAUCCCCCUGAGUUGUAUCCGCUCCGGUUGCGUGGUAAGGGAGUGGCUUUGUCGACCUCAGGGAACUGGGCGUUUAACACUGCAUUGGGACUGUUUACACCGACGGCCUUUGAGAACAUCCGCUGGAAGACCUACAUCAUGUUUGGAGUGUUCAACACUGCGAUGUUCUUGCACGUGUUGUUCCUUUUCCCGGAGACAGCAGGAAAGACGCUCGAAGAGACGGAAGCGAUGUUUGAGGAUCCCAACGGCAUCAAGUACAUUGGGACACCGGCCUGGAAGACCAAGAUGAAGACCCGAGAGCUAGAGCAGUUGGAGCACGGUGAAGUGGAUGUGGAAUCAAAGAUUGAAACCCGCCACGCAGAGACUUCGGAGACCGCCCCCAAAUCGCAGGAGGCGACAGCGUAA